This is a messenger RNA of Annulohypoxylon truncatum, 1518 nucleotides long. RefSeq lists its product as uncharacterized. The coding region runs from base 1 to 1518 and encodes 505 amino acids. The record is from RefSeq and is a predicted model, not a curated record. Lineage: Eukaryota; Fungi; Ascomycota; Sordariomycetes; Xylariales; Hypoxylaceae. Gene Ontology annotation, molecular function: oxidoreductase activity; FAD binding. The transcript is spliced from 5 exons.
AUGCAGCUCUUUUUCUCUCUUGCAGCGUGUGCUUUGGCUCUUGCUAAGCCCCUUACGGCUCAGCUUCUAGGCACCCGGGAUACAUUGGUGUCUUCACAAGUCCAGCAAGAACUAGGCUCGCUACUAUCUAACAACACCACCAUCAUCGUACCAAGUGAUUCCGACUGGGCUAAUGUAACGGAGAGGUACAAUACUAUUGUCCAUCCUCACGUUAAGCUGGUGAUUCAGCCCGGAGAAGAAUCUGACGUACCAAAAAUUGUCCAAUAUGCCAACAAACAUGAAAUCGAAUUCUACGCGGUCAAUCGCGGCCACGCUUUAACUACUAGCGUUGGGAAGUUCAAUGGAAUCGAGAUUGACCUAAGGAAUCUGAGAGAUAUUCACAUCAACUCGGACACGAUGAGCGCGAGAUUCCAAGGUGGAGUAUAUGGCCAAGAGGUGCUUGAAGCAAUGGCAGCUGCGGGCUAUGUCACAGCUACCGGAACCUGCAGUUGCGUCAGUACUCUCGGUCCUGCUCUCGGAGGGGGACAUGGAAACCAGCAAGGUGUGCACGGCCUGACCAGUGACGGCAUUCUCAACAUGAACGUUGUGUUGGCCAAUGGUACAGCUAUCACCGUCAGUAACUCUAGCAGUUCUGAUCUAUGGUGGGCUAUGCGAGGCGCCGGACAUAACUUUGGCAUUGUCACCAGUUUCGAGGCGAAGAUUUACCCGGACAACAAAACAUAUUAUUAUAGGACCUACGAGUUUACAGGGGACAAGCUGGAACCAUUGUUUGAAGAGCUCAACAAAAUGUACGGCAAUGGUAGCCUGUCCACCAAGUGGUUUGGAACCUUUGGUUCCUAUAUCAUGGACACGGCCGUGAGCAAGACUGAGGCUACCAUAGCUUGGGUAUUCGUUUACGAUGGCCCCCAAGCAGAGGCUGAACCAUUGUUCAAACCAUUCGAUUCACUCGGCGCAGCAUCAUUAACAGGCGGAAAUAUUCCUUAUAUAGAGAUUAACGAUGUUCUGGGUGGCGGGCUAAACUCUACGUUGUGUACUCCGAAUCAGACUCACGUCGUAGGAACGGCCGGCCUUCAGGUCUACAAUAUUACUACGGAGCGCCAGAUCUACGAUUUAUACAAUAGAAAGGUCGCAGAGCACCCCGAACUCGGAAGCACCAGGGUGGUCCACGAAGGCUACGCCGUAGAAGGCGUUCGGAAAAUCCCGGCGGAAGAUUCGGCUUACCCUCUCCGCGAUGACUAUCUAUUAAUGUACUUCGACACUACGCUAGCGCCGGAUUCUGCCUUCGAAGACUUUGCGAAAGCGUGGGCACGGGAUACCGUGAAUCUGUGGAAUGCCGGCCAACCCGAACGAAAACCGACGGCGUAUGUGAACUAUGCGGCCGGCUAUGAGUCUCUUCAGGCUAUGUAUGGCUACGAACCAUGGAGGUUGGAGAGGCUGCGCAACCUCAAAGCCAAGUACGAUCCAAACAACCGGUUCGCUUAUUACAAUCCUAUUAUCCCGUUGACCAAGAAUCCCUGA